This is a messenger RNA of Branchiostoma floridae (Florida lancelet), 694 nucleotides long. RefSeq lists its product as uncharacterized. The transcript is spliced from 2 exons. The record is from RefSeq and is a predicted model, not a curated record. Bases 35 to 694 code for a protein of 219 amino acids. Lineage: Eukaryota; Metazoa; Chordata; Leptocardii; Amphioxiformes; Branchiostomatidae.
AGAUCGCACCACCCAUUUCUGACACAGAACCACCAUGGGAAGGCUGGUGGUUUUUGCUCUUCUCACACUUCUGCACCAAGGAAGUGCCGCAAAUGUCAAGAAUCUCCUCGAGACUGUCCAUGACCACGAGACAGUGGUCGGGCAAAAUGAGGUCACGGGAGGACAGUGCGCGGUGUGCUGUCCCACCCAGCCAGCUCCCUCCUGUCCAGCCAUGGACCAGCUGCUGCUGUACCUGAGUACUCAGGACAGCCUUCAAGGUCAGCUGGACCAGCUGAGGAACAGGACGGACAGCAUCAAUGGGCAGCUGCAGCAGCUAACUCAGCAGGAGCUGGUUGAGUUCCAGGCAGAGAAUGACCUGAAGGCCACAGUUGAGGCUUUGCAGGCAACAGUGAGUAGUCAGGAUAACAUCAUCCAGCAGCAGGCUGCAGCUUUGCAGCAGCUGCAGGGAACCCUGCAGCAAAUAGAGACUACCAAUCUGCAACAGGCCAGCAGCCUGCAGCAGCAGGAAUCAAUUAUCCAACAACAAGCUGCCGUAAUCCAACAACAAGCCGGCAAUCUGCAGCAGGUGGAAGCAACCCUGCAGCAACUGGAGACCACCAAUCUGCAGCAAGCCAGCAGCCUGCAGCAAGUGGAAGCAACCCUGCAGCAGUGUACCACAGACCUUCAGCAACUUCAAGGUAUUUUGCUGACUUAA